ACGUUGUCCUGAAUUACGCAUUGAGAUGAAACCAUUCAAAAGUGUACUUGAAUAUAUGGAUAAUUACGUGCGGCGAGCUCAUGAAACACACAUGCGAAUAAAGCACAUAUUCCAGCUGAUCAGAUAGUAUUUAAUUCAGAUAGAAAAACAAAGAGCUCCGAGUCCUGCACCACAUCAUGAAAAGUGAGAAAUCACGAUGUGCGAUUAACGGCAUCUGCGCACCGCAUGAACGCAAUAUUCAUCCGACGAAGCUCUUAAUCGGUACUGCUCCUGCCCGAAAUACAAAAAGUAUAUAUAAACAGUGCACAUAUUACAAAGAUAAUAUGUUUGGACCCGCUCAGGUGUGCAGUGCGAUAGUAACUUGCCGCGGCACAUCGAAAUUGCCCGUGUAGAGCGUUCCUUCUUGGCAGAAAAACACAAUUUUUGCACCAUGAGCUGCUUGGUCGGGAACGGAAAGCGGAACAGCGGCAGCACGCUGGACGAAUUCGACAAGGUCAGCACGUUGGCCAAUGCCGAUGAUACCGAGUGUGUAUCGCCGGAUCCGGGGCGGGAGCCGGAAAGCAACAAACCGGAUUCGCAAACGGAGCCCGAGCCGGAGCCUGAGUUUGGCCAUUUGAAUGAGACGCGGAGGAAGAUUCUCGAUGCCAUUGCUGCUUUAAAUGAUGAUAGCUUCGAUAAGCGUAUGGCCCGGUUGCUCAUGCAGUACGAGAGCGCCAUUCGGGAAGAGUUUGAGCGAGCUCAGUAUUUGCCCCUUAAGUGCCGCAAGCUGGCGCGAAUCCUAACCGGCCUCACUGAUGUCAUCCACACCAUGGUUCAGGGUCGAGCGCUGCAGCGGGACGAGAGCUACAGGCAACGCAUGUGCAAUAUUGUUGGCUUUUACAUAUCCUGCGAACUCUGCUCCGCUCAGGAGCCGGUGGAAAAGGAGGAGGUCAUCAUCAACCGGAUCAACAGCUGCCUGAAGCUCUACGUGGAGUACGGAGAUGGUGGCGCCGGCGUCCACCGGGAGCACGUGCUGCGCACUCUCCUCGCUGCACCCAAGCUCUUCAACAGAGCUAGCAUUCUGUCCAUGCUGUACAGCCGCCUUUUUCCCCACUGGUCCGUACCCAGCGUUAUGAUACAAGCUGAACUGCCAGAUAAACUCUACAUCGAAUACAUACUCAUAUUUUACUACUGGCAGCGUCUGGAGUCGGAUGAGUCAGUCAAGGAGCGCAUCGUGCAGUUCGCCGAAAAGUUCAUGAGGCCCUCAAGAUCCCUGGCCAUAAAAAGUGUCUAUGCUCAUUACUUGCCAAAGUUUACGGACCAGAAUUCCGCCACGCGCACCAUAUUAAAUCAUCUGCGAAUGAGCAGUUGCACAAGUUUGCAUGUGGUCAGCAAGGUUGACAAUCGACCGCCGCAGUCCAACGAAGUGGUGCUCAGUUCUGAUGAUGAGGACAGCUGCCCGAUGUGGGACAUAUCGGGUACGCCGACAUCAUCAAUUUACAAUCAUCCGCCCGUUUUCCUCCAGAAUCUCUGCCAGAAUGCUCGCCAGUUGGAGCCCUGCAAGCGCGCCAACGUUCUGUUUAGCGGCAUUGACAACUCAAUGGAGAUUGUAGAGCUGCGUGACUCUGACGAUGAUGUAGAGAUGUUUUCGGUGAACUUUAAUGUGCCUGCCAACGUAGAUGGCAUCAACUCGAACUCCAAUUCAAACGAUUCGGCUAAUCAGACAUCGACAACGAUCCUCGGCGAUGACGACUCCGUGCCCGUCACUCGGAUCUAUCCCAGCAAUCUGCGGACUUAUGAAAGGACUGUGCUUCCACCCACUACCUACACAGUUCCGCGGAUUGUGAACAGCUAUAGUUGUCGCCGGGAUAGUCUUCAUUUGGUGUCUACCACGGCGCCACAUCUUGUCGAUCAGUGUGUGCAAACGUUGGACGACGAGGAGCAGGAUCUGGUAGAGGAGGACCAAUACUCAGGCGCCCACAGCCACGGCUUCUUCCCGCAAAGCAGUAAUGCCAGCUAUGCCAGCGGACAACGAACCCCACUUUACCACUGCCGUCAAACUUCUAGUCAAAACAGCAACUGCAGCGAGUCUUCGCUGCUAAAGAAACAGGUUACCUUCAGUCCCCGGCACUUGGGUGCGACCACUCCGAACGCCAAGACAGGCGCAUCCAAGAAGCCAUCCAUUAAGCAGUACAAGCCAUCUUUGUCCAAGGCCACAGAAUCACAACGAUGGAAAGAGGAGCACCGAAAGGCCAGUGCGAAAAUGUUUGCCAAACUGGACGCCAAGAUCAAAGCCAGGAGUGAUGCUGAAAAUGCGACUAGCCAGUUAACGCCCACCACUAGCAACGCCUCCAGUAGUACACCCACAAAGAUCUCGGCCACACCCACCCGCAUCCGGAGUACGCAACGAGGACAAAGAGUGGCGUUGCCCACGCCGCCAGCUUCCACGCACAGUUCGAGUAGUCCCUGCCAGAUACGAAGUGCAUCAACUGACAACCAUAACUCCAACGCCGAUUCGGAUUACAGUCGUCGCUGUUUCUCCAAGACAGCUGUUGAUGAAGUGAGCUACUACAAUCACCUGCUAACUCUGCAGCGCGAGAAUAUCCGACGACGCAGGUUGAAUAAUCAGAAACAGAAAAAGAAUCGAAAAGUCAGCCAAAAAGUGCAAAAGAAGGACGAUAAGCCUAAUAUGCUGAAGCAGGCCACAAAGCGAUGUCGGAAGCUUCGCGCAUUAAAUGCGAAGCGGAAAAACGAGGUACAGCAACUGGAGCAGGAUCUCGACACUAUUCGGAAAUCUGCACCGCAUAAAUUGCCCAUAAUAAGACUGAAACGUUGUAAUCUCAAGAGCCAUAAACGGUCACUCAGAGCUGAAGAAGCACCCAGUGUCCAAGAGCAUAUACUUUCUAUGAAUCCUGAUCGAGAAUUAAAGGAACAAAAAAAGGCGCAGAAGCCUAAGAGAAAGCGACACAAAAAAGUGCAAAAGGAGCAAGAAAACGAAAAUGAUUUGCGGGAACAAGAAAUUAUAAUAUCGCAAAGCCAAAUGGUUGACGAAGAUAAAGUGGAGGAACACCAUGCUCCUGAAGCGCCAAGUGAGCAGCAACGAGAGCUCGAUUUGGAGCAUCAACAAUUUUUGGAAGAGCAGCUGCUACAGGAGCAACAUCAAUUGGCGAUGCACGAGGAAGAGCAUCAGCAAAUGGAUGAUGAACAAGAGUCACACGAAGUAGCUCCUCUGCUAGAGGAUCAGCAACUGGCGGAGGGAUUACAUCUUCAUGUUGAGAAUGAAACGUUGGCAGAGAAAGAGCAACAUCUGAUAGAAAAUGAUGACCAGGAAGCGGAAGAUCAGCAACGGGAAACGGAUCAACAGCUGUCGAAAGAUCAGCCGCAGGAGCACGAUGAGAAUCACUCACUCAGUCAAGAGCAGUUUGACGAGCAAUGUACGCCCACACCGAACGGCAAAAGGCGCAAGCGAAGACGGCGAUUCAAGGGACGUUGUUGGACGCACGUAAAGAAUAAGAAAAAGAAGCAGUGGCUAAUAGAUUACCCAUUGGAGUUUGAGACAGAUCCUGCGCUAGAUACCUCUCCCAUUCAACCUGAGCCAGCUCCAGAUGAACAACAAGUCGAGCCAGUUACCGAGCCAGUUGCUGAGCCAGUUGAUGAUCCAGUUGAUGAGCCAGUUGCUGAGCCAGUUGCCGAGCCAGUUGCCAAGCCAGUUGCUGAGCUAGUUGCCGAGCCAGUUGGUGAGCCAAUUGCCGAGCCGACACCAGAACCCGCCUACGAUUUCGAUCAGGACUUGGUGCCCGAUGUGGGCAACGAAUUGGAGAUUGCUGCUCCCAUUCGCGUCGCCGAGGACGAAGACAGCACUGCGAUAAUCUCGCCGUCCCACAACCUGGAACUGGUGACCAGCCACGUGCCUGUGUACUUGCUCAAUGGAGAAAGUCGCGAUGUCAGCACACCCCUGUCCACCAGCUCUUACAGUGCCGGUGGAUCAGAGACAUAUGCGUCUUCAAAGGAAUUAGUUUAGGAAGCCCCCACACAGACCAGUUGUAGUUCCAGUUGCCGAUCCAAUCCCAUUGAUCUUGGCCUGCAAUAGUAUUUGUAUUAUUUUUUUGGAAGAAACUUCUGUAAAACUGUUGAAUCACUGUAAUAAUUAGGUUUAUUGAAGUUAAUUAGGAGUUGUUGAACGUUAUGAUUUUUAGCUUACAUAUAUUUUGCAAUACCCUUAUCCCAUUAAAAUCCCCGGCAUUAUCCAUGUCAAUUUUAAAAAAUAACACGAAAUUAUUAGUGUAAAUUGUGCGUAAAAUAAUAAUCUAAACAACA
Drosophila sechellia is the source of this 4296-nucleotide messenger RNA. RefSeq lists its product as uncharacterized. Gene Ontology annotation, cellular component: MSL complex. The record is from RefSeq and is a predicted model, not a curated record. The coding region runs from base 431 to 4000 and encodes 1189 amino acids. The transcript is spliced from 6 exons. NCBI's taxonomy places the organism in Eukaryota, Metazoa, Arthropoda, Insecta, Diptera, Drosophilidae.